UUUGAAAAAAAAAAGCUACGAACUUUUUGACUUCUCAAGUUCACACACGGAAAAGGGUAGGGUUUUAAUCUUUACCAUUCUCUCUGUCCGUUCUCUCUAACCUGAGAAAUUCUCCGAGAUGAUGAAAGAUUUCCAGGAAAAUUCCUGACAAAAAAGCCAGCAAAACCCUAAAGGUGCUUGAUUUCUGUUCUUCAAGCUCUCAAGAGCAACCCCAACUUGGUUUCUUGCACUCUCCUUUCCGUGCUUACAGUUCGACUCUCUGCCGGAAAACCCUAAUCACAGACUGCCGAAUCCGUAUCAGAAAUGACCCAUUUUGCUCAAUCUCUGAUUUUUCCGCGUUGGAAAUGACCCGUUUGCUCCGAAUUUACCGUCAUGCCACUGCCCGUUGAGCUCCGUUUUGUCGAGUAGAUGUAGGUGGGAGAAGGAGCCAUGGAAGGGGACGAGCGAGGAAUCUUGCUGUCUUGUGUAAUUUCGGGUACCCUUUUCGCUGUUUUCGGUUCGGGCUCCUUCUGGAUACUCUGGGCAGUGAAUUGGCGGCCCUGGCGGCUCUAUAGCUGGAUAUUCGCUAGAAAAUGGCCAAAAGUAUUUCAAGGUCCCCAGCUCGGCGCAUUAUGUGGGUUUCUGUCUCUUUUUGCAUGGAUGGUUGUCGUAUCCCCAAUCCUGAUCCUUAUCGCAUGGGGUUCCUGGCUGAUUGUGAUACUAGAUCGAGAUAUAAUUGGCCUUGCUGUAAUAAUGGCUGGAUCAGCGCUUUUACUGGCGUUUUAUUCAAUCAUGCUUUGGUGGAGGACUCAGUGGCAAAGCUCACGAGCUGUCGCUUUACUUCUCCUUCUUGGUGUUGCCUUACUUUGUGCAUAUGAACUUUGUGCCGUCUAUGUGACUGUUGGGGCGCAUGCAUCUGAGCAAUAUUCUCCUUCUGGUCUCUUUUUUGGUGUAUCUGCAAUCGCCUUGGCAAUCAAUAUGCUUUUUAUCUGCCGGAUGGUCUUUAAUGGGAAUGGGUUAGAUGUGGAUGAAUAUGUAAGGAGAGCUUACAAAUUUGCCUAUUCAGAUUGUAUUGAGGUAGGUCCUGUGGCUUGUUUUCCAGAGCCGCCUGAUCCCAAUGAAUUAUAUCCGCGACAAACCAGCAGGGCUUCACAUCUCGGGUUACUGUACCUUGGCUCACUUGUUGUACUUGUUGCCUACUCAGUCCUAUACGGUCUCACAGCUAGGGAGGCCCGUUGGCUUGGAGGCAUUACUUCAGUUGCGAUUAUAGUUCUUGAUUGGAAUAUUGGGGCAUGCUUGUAUGGGUUUAAGCUUCUUCGGAGUCGUGUUCUGGCGCUAUUUGUGGCAGGAACAUCUCGGCUUUUCCUAAUAUGCUUUGGUGUACAUUACUGGUACCUGGGGCAUUGCAUUAGUUACAUUUUCGUAGCAUCAGUUCUAUCAGGUGCUGCUGUUUCCCGGCAUUUAUCAGUGACAGAUCCUUCAACUGCAAGGAGAGAUGCCUUACAAAGCACUGUGAUCCGUUUGAGAGAAGGUUUCCGGAGAAAGGAGCAUAAUAGCUCUUCAAGUUCUUCCGAUGGUUGUGGCUCAAGCAUGAAAAGAAGCAGCAGCAUAGAGGCUGGCCAGGAAGCUAAUCGUACUGCUGUACAAUGCAUUGCCAACAAUCAGAAUAAUAUUCUACCAAGAACCGGAAGUUCCCAAGAGGGUAUCAAUAGUGAAAAGAGCUUAGAUAGUGGAAGACCAAGCUUGGGUUUACGCAGUAGCUCAUGUCGUUCUAUGGCCCAAGAGCCUGAAGCUGGAAUGUCUUCUUAUCUUGAGAAAGUUUCUGAUCAGGAUAACAAUCUGGUGGACUGUUCUAGCAGCGGUCUUGACAGUCAAGGUUGUGAGUCUAGCGCAUCAAAUUCUGCAAAUAAUCAACUUCUGGACUUAAACUUGGCACUUGCUUUCAAGGACCGCUUGAACGAUCCCAGGAUUACAUCGAUGCUAAAAAAGAAAGCUAAAGAAGGCGACCUUGAACUGACUGGUUUAUUGCAAGACAAGGGGCUGGACCCCAACUUUGCCAUGAUGUUGAAGGAAAGAAAUUUGGAUCCAACUAUUCUGGCUCUGCUUCAGAGAAGUAGUUUGGAUGCGGAUAGAGAUCACCGUGACAAUACUGACAUUACCAUUAUUGACUCAAACAGUGUUGACAACACUCUGCCAAAUCAGAUUUCCUUAUCCGAAGAAUUGAGGUUACGAGGGCUAGAGAAGUGGCUCAAACUGUCCAGACUUGUUCUGCACCAUGUAGCAGGGACACCAGAGAGAGCAUGGGGCCUCUUUAGUCUUGUCUUCAUUCUUGAAACAAUUAUUGUUGCUAUUUUUCGUCCAAAGACCAUUACAAUCAUAAAUUCUAGUCACCAACAGUUUGAAUUCGGGUUUGCUGUACUGCUGUUGUCACCUGUUGUCUGUUCAAUCAUGGCUUUUCUUCGGUCACUUCAAGUUGAAGAAAUGGCCUUGACAUCAAAAUCUCAGAAGUAUGGUUUUGUGGCCUGGCUGCUGAGCACUUCAGUUGGGUUAUUACUCUCUUUCUUGAGUAAAUCUUCUGUCCUUUUGGGAAUAUCCUUGACUGUGCCUCUCAUGGCGGCAUGCCUUUCUAUUGCAAUUCCAAUAUGGAUCCAUAGUGGUUAUCAGUUCUGGGUUCCUCAUUUUCCCUGCGGUGAUCAGGCAGGAGAUCCGCAAUCUCCUCGGUUGAAGAAGGGAAUUGUUCUUUACAUUUGCGUUGUGGUAUUUGUGGGAUCUGUAAUUGCUCUUGGUGCAAUUAUAUCUGCUAAGCCUUUGGAUGAUCUGAAGUACAAGUCCUUUAGCUCUAAGGAGAACUUCUUCGCUUCUCCUUACACAUCUUCUGUGUACCUUGGCUGGGCAAUGGCAUCUGGAAUUGCCUUAGUAGUUACCGCAGUUCUGCCAAUUAUCUCAUGGUUUGCGACAUAUAGAUUCUCCCUUUCUUCUGCCAUCUGUGUUGUGAUAUUCUCAGUUGUUCUUGUGGCAUUUUGUGGGACAUCAUAUUUGGAGGUUGUGAAAUCUAGAGGUGAUCAGGUUCCUACAAAGGGCGAUUUUCUUGCUGCUUUGCUGCCCCUGGCAUGCAUUCCCGCACUGCUCUCUCUGUGUUGUGGAUUGAUUAAAUGGAGAGACGACGGUUGGAUACUAUCACGGGGUGUAUAUGUUUUUGUUUCUACAGGACUUCUUCUUCUUUUUGGUGCAAUAUCAGCUGUUAUUGUUGUAAUUAAGCCAUGGACGAUUGGUGCAUCCUUUCUCUUAGUUCUUCUCCUUGUCAUGCUAGCUAUUGGUGUAAUCCAUCAUUGGGCGUCAAACAAUUUCUAUUUGACCAGGAGACAGACAUUUGCUGUCUGCUCUCUUGCCUUUCUUUUGGGUUUGGCAGCAUUUCUUGUCGGGUGGUUUCAAGAUAAACCAUUUGUUGGGGCAUCUGUUGGCUAUUUUUCGUUCCUGUUUCUUUUGUCUGGAAGAGCAUUAGCGGCUCUUCUAUCCCCGCCUAUUGUGGUUUAUUCUCCACGGGUAUUACCAGUGUAUGUGUAUGAUGCUCAUGCGGAUUGCGGAAAGAAUGUCAGUGCUGCGUUUCUUGUCCUUUAUGGCAUUGCAUUGGCAACAGAAGGUUGGGGUGUUGUGGCUAGUCUGAUGAUAUAUCCUCCGUUUGCUGGUGCUGCUGUAUCAGCUAUCAACCUUGUUGUAGCCUUUGGCUUUGCUGUCUCACGUCCUUGUCUGACUCUUGAGAUGAUGGAGGAUGCUGUUCGUUUUCUUAGCAAGGAUACUGUAGUGCAAGCCAUCGCUCGAUCUGCCACCAAAACAAGAAAUGCUCUAUCUGGCACGUAUUCAGCUCCACAAAGGUCUGCUAGCUCAGCAGCUCUUUUGGUUGGGGAUCCCACAGUGAUGCGUGACAAGGCAGGGAACUUUGUGCUUCCUAGAGAUGAUGUCAUGAAACUAAGAGAUCGUCUUAGGAACGAGGAAAGAGUUGCAGGAUCUUUCUUCUAUAAAAUGAGAUACAGAAAGAGAUUCCGCCAUGAACCAUCAAGUGAUGUAGAUUACCGAAGAGACAUGUGUGCUCAUGCAAGGAUUUUAGCUUUGGAAGAGGCAAUUGAUACAGAAUGGGUGUACAUGUGGGACAAAUUUGGUGGUUAUUUGCUACUUCUGCUGGGUUUGACGGCAAAGGCAGAAAGAGUUCAGGAUGAAGUACGCUUGAGACUCUUUCUGGAUAGCAUUGGAUUUUCCGACUUAAGUGCCAGGAAAAUAAGUAAAUGGAAACCAGAGGACAGAAGGCAGUUUGAAAUUAUCCAGGAGAGUUAUUUGAGAGAGAAAGAGAUGGAAGAGGAUGUCCUUAUGCAGAGACGCGAAGAAGAAGGGAGAGGUAAAGAAAGAAGGAAAGCUCUUUUGGAGAAAGAAGAGCGCAAAUGGAAGGAGAUUGAAGCUUCCCUUAUUUCAUCUAUUCCUAAUGCUGGUAGCAGAGAGGCAGCAGCCAUGGCAGCUGCAGUACGCGCGGUUGGGGGAGAUUCUGUUCUUGAGGAUUCCUUUGCAAGAGAGAGAGUCUCGAGUAUUGCACGUAGAAUACGCACUGCUCAACUAGACCGACGAGCACAACAGACUGGUAUCGCUGGGACUAUUUGUGUUCUUGAUGAUGAACCUAUGAUGAGUGGUAAAAAUUGUGGCCAAAUUGACUCGAGUGUAUGUCAAAGUCAAAAGAUUAGCCUUUCAAUUACGGUGAUGAUCCAACCAGAUUCUGGACCUGUUUGUGUGUUUGGCACUGAAUUUCAAAAGACGAUCUGUUGGGAGGUUCUGGUUGCUGGUUCUGAACAAGGUAUUGAGGCUGGACUAGUGGGGUUGAGAUUAAUAACUAAAGGUGAGAGGCAGACAACUGUCGCAAAAGAGUGGUAUAUUGGUGCAACAAGCAUUACUGAUGGAAGGUGGCAUAUGGUGACAAUGACCAUUGAUGCUGAUGUGGGGGAGGCUGCUUGUUACUUAGAUGGUGGAUUUGAUGGCUACCAGACUGGGUUGCCUCUGAGUGUUGGUAGUGCCAUUUGGGAACAAGGUGCUGAUGUUUGGCUGGGUGUUAGGCCGCCUAUAGAUGUUGAUGCGUUUGGGAGAUCAGAUAGUGAUGGGGUCGAGUCAAAGAUGCAUAUGAUGGAUGUCUUCGUGUGGGGAAAGUGCUUAACUGAAGAUGAGAUUGCUUCGAUACAUGCAGCUAUCGGCGUGACUGACUUAGACAUGAUUGAUUUCUCUGAUGACAACUGGCAAUGGAUGGAUUCGCCUCCCAGAGUCGACGAUUGGGAUAGUGAUCCUGCUGCAGAUGUUGACUUCUAUGAUAGAGAUGAUGUAGAUUGGGAUGGCCAAUAUUCAAGUGGGAGAAAACGAAGAUCAGGUCGUGAUUUCUUAUUCAGUGUUGAUUCAUUUGCUAGGAGAUAUAGGAGACCCAGGAUGGAGACUCAAGAAGAAAUAAAUCAGCGAAUGCAUUCAGUUGAGUUGGCUGUCAAAGAAGCUCUCUUUGCCCGAGGUGAAAAGCAAUUUACAGACCAGGAAUUCCCCCCAAAUGAUCGGUCCCUAUUUGUGGAUACACAGAAUCCUCCUUCAAAAUUGCAGGUUGUGUCUGAAUGGAUGAGACCUGCUUCCAUUGUGAAAGAGAACAGUAGCGAUUGUCACCCUUGCUUGUUCUCUGGGGCUGCAAAUCCUGCAGAUGUUUGCCAGGGGCGUCUAGGUGAUUGUUGGUUUUUAAGCGCUGUUGCAGUUUUAACGGAGGUUUCACGGAUAUCAGAAGUGAUAAUCACUUCAGACUACAAUGAAGAAGGAAUCUAUACUGUUCGUUUUUGUAUUCAGGGAGAGUGGGUUCCUGUAGUUGUCGAUGACUGGAUUCCAUGUGAAUCACCUGGUAAACCCGCCUUUGCCACUAGCAAGAAGGUUAAUGAACUCUGGGUUUCCAUUUUGGAAAAAGCAUAUGCCAAACUCCAUGGUUCUUAUGAAGCACUGGAAGGGGGAUUAGUUCAGGAUGCUCUUGUCGACCUAACUGGAGGCGCUGGUGAGGAGAUUGAUUUGAGGAGUGCUCUUGCACAAAUCGACCUUGCAAGUGGCAGAUUAUGGUCUCAAUUGUUACGGUUCAAACAAGAGGGCUUCUUGCUUGGAGCUGGGAGCCCGUCAGGAUCUGAUGUGCAUGUAUCUUCCAGUGGCAUCGUGCAGGGGCAUGCUUACUCUGUCCUGCAGGUGAGAGAGAUUGAUGGGCACAAACUAGUUCAAAUUCGAAACCCGUGGGCUAAUGAGGUUGAGUGGAAUGGUGCCUGGUCAGACUCGUCUCCGGAAUGGACUGAUAGGAUGAAGCACAAACUGAAGCAUGUCCCACAGUCAAAAGAAGGUAUAUUCUGGAUGUCUUGGCAAGACUUUCAGAUCCAUUUCAGAUCAGUUUACGUCUGUCGGGUCUACCCUCCAGAGAUGCGCUAUUCAGUGCAUGGCCAAUGGCGAGGUUACAGUGCUGGUGGCUGCCAAGAUUAUAGUUCAUGGCAUCAAAAUCCACAAUUCCGGCUAAGGGCCACUGGUCCUGAUGCUUCUCUGCCCAUUCAUGCUUUCAUCACCUUAACUCAGGGCGUCGGUUUCUCAAGAACGACUCCAGGGUUUCGUAAUUACCAAUCCAGCCAUGAUUCUCAGUUGUUCUACAUUGGAAUGAGGAUUCUGAAAACACGUGGGCGUCGAGCAGCUUACAAUAUAUAUCUUCAUGAAUCGGUUGGUGGAACAGACUAUGUGAAUUCCCGUGAGAUAUCAUGUGAAAUGGUGCUGGAUCCUGAUCCAAAGGGAUAUACCAUAAUUCCAACAACUAUACACCCCGGGGAAGAAGCACCCUUUGUCCUGUCCGUCUUCACGAAAGCGUCGGUUGUCUUAGAAACUUUGUGAAUGCACUGUAAGCCAGAUUUUUCUCUCUCCUUCUCAGUGAUGGGCACCUCACCUGAGUGCUUGUGUUGUUCAUGGAGUUUCUGCACGGCCACCAAACUUGUCAAUGCAAGAUCUUUGUUGGCUCACUUUGAGAAGGUUCAUCAUCUGAGAAGCAUUUGGUAGUUUGCGAAUCUGAGUUCCCAGAGUAAAACCUUCGGAUGACACGGUACGGUAUUGGUCUGCUGUCUGAACCGCCUUGUGAAAGCGGUCCUAGAUGGUGGCUACUGCGUUUUGUAAGUGUGAUUGCACAAGAGGGUGUGGGGGAUUUGCAGGCGGUGCCACGGAUCUUUUGCAGGCUGGCACUCCAGAUGGCUCUUGGGCGGCUUGCAUCAAUCUGUACAUUUUGUAGGUAUUGUAACCGAGUAUAUAGGUUCAUUCAUGUAAAAAUGCAGGAUAUCAUCAGCAACCCAAAAAAAAAAAGGUGGGAAAUAGGACAUGUUUUAAAAAAAAAAAAAAUUUUGGGCAAAGGGUCCAUAGUUGUAGCUGCAGUUUUGGUGUGUUGUAAGGUCAAGACACUAACUGUGUGUGUGUGCAGAUUUGUUCUUUCAUCCUAUAAUGUAUUCAUCCUGUCAUUCUUCA
Molecule: messenger RNA, 7509 nt
Organism: Tarenaya hassleriana
Lineage: Eukaryota; Viridiplantae; Streptophyta; Magnoliopsida; Brassicales; Cleomaceae
Product: calpain-type cysteine protease DEK1
Exons: 31
Coding region: 430-6891 (2153 amino acids)
Biological process (GO): proteolysis
Cellular component (GO): cytoplasm
Molecular function (GO): calcium-dependent cysteine-type endopeptidase activity
Source: RefSeq, a predicted model, not a curated record